AUGAAAAAAAUAGGCGAUUUUUUGGCGAUUCUACGGUUACCUCUUUUCUUCUCCACGAUCUUCAUUUCUGUGGCGGUUAAAGACAUCGUGCAGCAGUUCCAUGGCGGUUUUGUCACCGCAAUCUCCAUCUCCGUAGUGGCAAACGUGGACCAUUACGAUGUCUCGCGGUUAUUCAUUUCAUGGGAUCUAUGUGUGUAUAAAUUCACACAUCAAGAUCUCAUUUUUCUUCACCAAUUGCCACACACUCUAUCAAUUUCCCUUUUCCGGCUAUACUAUCGCAAAUCACUUUGUCCUUUCCUUCCAAUGGCGAACAAUCUGCGCCGCGCUAUUCAAGAUCUGAAUCUUAGAAUCAACGAUGCUCCCGUUGCCUUACCGACGGAAGUGGUGUCUGAAGCCGCUCGUGUGAAUCAGUUCUCUCUGAUUGGUCGGGCAUUGAUCCCGCGCCGCCAAAAUCUGAGGGCAAUUGUAGGCACUUUGCCUCGCAAUUGGGGCCUUACAGAUCUGAUUUCCGGGCGUGUGAUCGAACGACGACGGUUUCAAUUCGUGUUCCCCACUGAAGAGUUAAUGCAAUCCGUGCUUAACCGUGGUCCCUGGGCCUUCAACGACCGCAUUUUGGUCCUCAAACGGUGGAAGCCAGAGAUGGAUGACUCCGACUUCAAUUCCAUACCGUUCUGGGUCCAAAUCCGAGGUAUCCCGAGUCAGUUUCUCUCUCGUAAUGUGAUAUUCCACAUUGGUGAUUCCAUCGGCCAUGUCGGUACCAUCGACUUCAACCCGGAGAUAGCAGCGGCAGCGGAGUUCAUCAGAGCGAAGAUUCUUCUGAACGUAAACCAUCCCUUGCGUUUCCAGAAGAAUUUUCAAUUCAUUCCGGGGGUCAACACGGUUAUAAGGUUCCGGUAUGAACGUCUCCGUGGAUUCUGUGCGGCGUGUGGAAUGCUCACACAUGACACCGGCGAGUGUGAGCCUCAGGAGGGUGAUGAUGCGCCGCCUCAUGACAAUGACGAUGAUGGUGGUAGUGAUGACAACCAGAUGGACGAGGAGCAUAUUCAUAUCCCCGAUCCGAUGAUUCAACAACUAUAG
Microthlaspi erraticum is the source of this 1077-nucleotide messenger RNA. NCBI's taxonomy places the organism in Eukaryota, Viridiplantae, Streptophyta, Magnoliopsida, Brassicales, Brassicaceae. The record is from the annotation of a GenBank genome assembly.